GCCUCCUGCCUAGGAAGAGAAGGGAAGGACAUUUCCCCCUCUGGGGUUCUUCUCCCUCCCCAGCUCAGUCUGCAGAGGACCAAGGCCCACCCCAAGGACGGAACCCAGAGCCAGAGAGAAUGGCCUCUGGGAGCCACAGACCCCCAUUUCAGGAGACAGUGACAUUCAAGGAUGUGGCUGUGGACUUCACCCAGGAGGAGUGGGGCCUCUUGGACCAUCCUCAGAAGGAGUUGUACAAGGGGGUCAUGCUAGAGAAUGCCCGGCACCUGCUCUCCCUGGGGCUUCCAGUUCCCAGAGAAGAUGUGGUCUCUUAUUUUGAGCAAAGGGAAGCACCAUGGAUGCUGGAGCAAGAAGACCUGAGGAGCCGCUGUCCAGAAGGAGAGAUUAGAGUGGAAGUGAAGACUAUGGCAGAGCUAAAUCUUUCUGUGGAAGAAACUCAGGAGCAAAGAUCCAUGGAUGAUGGUCCCUGUGACAUCACUUGGAGAGAAAUCUGUGCUCUACAUCAGAGAAGCCACACUGGAGAGAAACCUUAUGAAUGUGAUCCACAUGGAAAGGCUUUCAUGAACAGGGCCAGUCUGGCACAACAUCAGAGAAUCCACACUGAAGAGAAACCUUAUGAACAUGAUCAAAGUGAAAAGGCAUUUACACUGAGGACUUGUCUUACUGAACAUCAGAGAAUUUACACUGGGGAGAAACCUUAUGAAUGUAAUCAGUGUGGAAAGGCUUUUACCAAGAAGCGCAACCUUAUUGUUCAUCAGAGAAUCCACAUUGGAGAGAAACCUUAUGAAUGUAAUCAAUGUGGAAAGGCUUUCAUAUGUAGGAACAGUCAUAUUAGACAUCAGAGACUCCACACUGGAGAGAAACCUCAUGAAUGUAAUGAGUGUGGGAAGGCUUUCAGAGACCAUUCCCAUAUUAUUAAACAUCAGAGAAUCCACAUUAGAGAAAAACCUUAUAAAUGUAAUCAGUGUGGAAAGACUUUCAUAGGCAACUCUAGGCUUGCUAAACAUCAGAGAAUCCACAGUGAGGAGAAAUCUUUUAAAUGUAAUCGGUGUGGAAAAUCUUUUGGAAAGGGGUAUAGUCUUGCUUUCCAUAAAAGAAUCCAUACUGGAGAAAAACCUUAUGAAUAUAAUCAGUGUGGAAAGGCUUUUACACAGAGGACCAACCUUACUGCACAUCAGAGAAUCCACACUCGAGAAAAACCAUAUGAAUGUAAUCAGUGUGGAAAGGCUUUUAGAGGGAGGUCCACUCUUACUAACCAUCAGAGAAUCCACACUGGAGAAAAAUCCCAACGCCGCUGCUCAAUCACGCGGACCAGUCUCAGCAACACUGGCCAAUGGAAGAGACCAGAUCCAACCGCGUUGGCCAAGCGCACGGGGCAGCCCGUUUUUUACGAGCUAAAAGCACAGCCGACAUCACCAACUCCACUGAGCUCCGUAUUUGCCUUUGCUUUUGGCCAGGAGACUUUAAAGGCCAAAGGCUCUCCCUCCGAGCGAGCGAGCGGUCAUUCCACUGGAGGAUUCCGCGCUCUGCUGCGCCCUGGCGGGGGGGAGCGGGCCCCGCCCUGGCGGGGGGGAGCGGGCCCCGCCCUGGCGGGGGGGAAUUCAGAACUGAAAGGGACCUUAGAGGCCAUCAGCCGAGGAGUCUGCCGCUCACCUUGCCCAGGCUUACAGGACACCCUUCGUAAGGAGGCUAGCGGUGAGAGGGAGGACAGGUCUAGGUGGGACCAGGAAUUUGAAGGCAGCCAGGGAAUGCAGGAGGUGGGGACGAGGAGGGGGAGUAUCCCAGGUGUGAGGCACCGCCAGAGAGAAUGCCCGGAGUCUGGAGAUGGAGCCACCCGGCACAAUGCCUAG
Messenger RNA from Vombatus ursinus (common wombat), 1850 nucleotides. RefSeq names its product zinc finger protein 558-like. The record is from RefSeq and is a predicted model, not a curated record. Gene Ontology annotation, biological process: negative regulation of transcription by RNA polymerase II; regulation of cytokine production; regulation of immune system process. The transcript is spliced from 8 exons. The coding region runs from base 120 to 1850 and encodes 576 amino acids. Lineage: Eukaryota; Metazoa; Chordata; Mammalia; Diprotodontia; Vombatidae.